UUUGAGCUUAUAUUUAUAUCUGAAUUUGUACAUAUAUAUUUCCUACGGUGUUCAUUUGCCUGUCCCAUUGUCUUUUGCCUGUUUAUGGUCUGUUAUAUGGAUUUUUAUCUGAAAUUCAGUCUGGCACAUUCCACACAGAUGAUGGACUAACGCCCCCAAAUAUGAGACAUGAGGAACAUGCACUGACAAAUUACAAAUCUAGUUUGAAGUUCAUUCUGUUCACAUCGUCAUCAUGCUGUGGUUGCUGCCCAUUCAGGGGCUUCUUAUUAUCGCAUUGGAAGUGACUGUGGCCACUAAGUGGUACUCUGGCGGAUUGGACUUCAAGGAUCCCUCUGCCUGGAUAGAUGGCUACAUGCCGUGUAGCCGGGAUCUUGUGGCUUUCCCAUCAAACUAUCCAGCCCUGCUACCUUUACCAGAGGAACUUUCCAUUGAAGGUUUAGUUUUCCCCCGAAACGGGGCCAUUCUUCUGGCCGAAGAAUCUACUAUAACAUUCGGUUCAACGGCGAAUUCCCAAUGCGAAACUGAACAUUUGAAGGUAGCUCUCCUAAAGGAACCCAAGUCGAGCAAAUGGUUUGAUCCCGGCACCUGGAGGACCGAUAGGGACAACGAAUUAUCUACCUCUGUGCCAGAGCUCGAGAGGAUUCCCUGUGACAACGAGCAAGUCAUAAUCAAGGGCCACGGCCCGCUGGCCUUUGAUCUGGAGAAUGUGGAGUACCUGAGGGUGGGGCAGCUCAUACUGGCUGGCUCAUCGGUAUCGAAACUCUAUUUGGAGCAACUACUGACCAGGGAUUUGGGUCAAUACCUCUUCCACAAUGCCCGGGGCGUCCAGGUCGAGUACUAUAGAGGAGAACUUUGCGGCUGCCACAAGGAUUUCGACCGUCUGCUGGAGUCCGUUUGCCAUAAUGUCCAGGAACAGUGUGAGGUCCCGCACUGCCUGUCUCCAGUGCGUCCCCUGGGCUCCUGUUGCCUAAUUUGCGGCGCCAUCAUUUCGACGCCCACCAGUCAGUGCUCCGUACGGGAUAAGAAACAGGUCACGGCCCAGAUAAACGAGCUCAUCACGAAGCAGGAUUUGAAGGAUCAGAUCCAUCUCCAUGUGGAGUUCGUGGGCUCUCGGCAGUUUGGCAACCACCUGCAGGCCGUGGUCACGGAUCGUCAUGGUUACAGUGAGCGCAGUCUGGAGUUCCUAGAGCUUCUGAUGAAGGCAAGGAAAAUGGUCGGCACCACCUUGAAGGUUUCCGGUCAUCCCUACAAUCCGAACGUGAGCGUUUCGUCUAUUCUCCUGAUUCUCCUCUGCAUGGCUCUAGUGGGCCUGGUCUCGGUUAUCAUCUUGGCCCACUAUAUGCCGGAGAAUCCCUACCUAAAUCGCAUACCCCACUGGAUCCACGACACGAGGCGCUGGAGGUGGCGACACUUGGGCGUUCGAUUGCGCAGGAAUCUGCUGUUUAAUCGCUUUGAGAACACUGUACCGGGUGGUGCUGGUGGCGACGGCUCCCAUGAUGGAGGUUCAUCUGGAGUUGAUCGCUUGGGGAUUAUGGCCUAUGACCCGGAAAGCGGAGAAGUGCGGGAACGGGCCUUUGAUAAUCCCAUGUUUGAGCAGGCAGCAGCCAUGGAGCAAGCUGCCAGGGACGUAGAGGAGCAGUCAGUGGAUAUUGUGGGUGCUCCUCGAAUGGAAACUGGUGACCUAGGCGCCCCUUCUGUCGUAGAGGAUGACCAAGAGCUCACAGAAAUUAAUCUAGAUUCCGGGGGCGUUGAUAGCGAUUGCGAAGUAGAGACCAUAGAAUAAACAGUGAAUUUCCCCUCACCCUCUAAGAGUCCAGAUUUAUUUGUUCGGAACUAAAUGGAAAUGAUAAGCUUUGUCGCUGCUUGGCUUGUACAUUGCAGCUAAAGCGUGAAAUGGAGACCGAGAGGUUCUUUCUAUUUUUCUUUAAAUAGUAAAUUUCUUAGAGAGAAGCAAACUUCUGUAGGGAACAUGUAUACCAGUUAAUUCUACUGCAUUGUCAAAGACUUAAUCGAUGAAUUAAAUAUUACGUCAAUAUUAGAUCUUUGGAAAAUACACGACUGUCAACCGAUACAUGGAAGCAACAAAAGAUAAUUCAGGCACUGUACUACACCGUAUCGCUGGUCAAUGAUUUUGUGGGAACCAACGAGCUG
This is a messenger RNA of Drosophila serrata, 2151 nucleotides long. It is a transcript of the gene Amnionless, whose product is annotated as amnion associated transmembrane protein. NCBI's taxonomy places the organism in Eukaryota, Metazoa, Arthropoda, Insecta, Diptera, Drosophilidae. The record is from RefSeq and is a predicted model, not a curated record.